Messenger RNA from Salvia miltiorrhiza (redroot sage), 552 nucleotides. RefSeq lists its product as uncharacterized. The transcript has a single exon. The record is from RefSeq and is a predicted model, not a curated record. NCBI's taxonomy places the organism in Eukaryota, Viridiplantae, Streptophyta, Magnoliopsida, Lamiales, Lamiaceae. The coding region runs from base 1 to 552 and encodes 183 amino acids.
AUGGCAAGAAACCGCAAUGCUAACCGCAACCAAGAAGAGCUGGAACAACUGGCACUCGAACGGAUGGACAAUUUAAUCGAAAGUUUCCAGAAAAAGAAGCCCCCAACUUACAAUGGAACGGGGAAGCCUGAUGAUGCUGAAGAAUGGAUACGCGGGAUUGAAAAAGUCUUCGGACGCAUGCGCUACAGUACACAUGAGAAGGUGGUCUGUGCCACCUACCAGCUCGAGGGAGAAGCAGAUCUAUGGUGGGAAUCCGUGCGACGCACCCUCACCAAUGAGGCAUUUGAGGCCAUGACAUGGGAUGAGUUCAAAGAAGCAUACCUCACAAAGUAUAUCCCACUGAGCUUUCGACACAAAAGGGAGAACGAAUUUUGGAAUCUGCGUCAAGGAAAUCGCUCCGUUGAGGAGUAUGAUCGUGCAUUCAAUCAGCUAGCGCGUUAUGCACCAGCCCACGUUGACACAGACGCCAAAAGGGCAGAACGGUUUAGACAAGGGUUACGCCCUGAGAUAGGUGUACCCCUGUCCACACACGAUACGCUCACUUAUGCAUAG